AUGAAGCAAUUAAAGUUAGGAAUGUUGAAAAUGCAAGGAUCUUCCUUUGUUGGUGAUGGGAAGGGUGUGAAUGAACGAGAGAGACUCAGAGAUCAGACAAAUACACAACAGGAUGAUGACUGGACAAUGAUGAAUCCCAAAUGCCAUGCAAAUCCAAUAUGGUGGAAGAGUAAUGAUACAAUGACAUUCAUUGUGAACCAAAACCAAACACAAUUAGUGCUAGACAUCCAAAGUUAG
Messenger RNA from Naegleria fowleri, 237 nucleotides. RefSeq lists its product as uncharacterized. NCBI's taxonomy places the organism in Eukaryota, Heterolobosea, Eutetramitea, Acrasida, Naegleriidae. Bases 1 to 237 code for a protein of 78 amino acids. The record is from RefSeq and is a predicted model, not a curated record. The transcript has 4 exons.